UGUCAAAUCUUUUUUUUUUCUUUUACAUCAUGGCCAAUAAUACUUGUUGUUGUUGUAUUCCUAUUAGGGCUGGUGUAUUGAUCAUUGCCACACUUUCUGCUCUCUUUUAUAUUGCCACUCUUGUUUGUUUAUUGGUGGGUAAAGGAUCCCUUCUCAAUCCUGAAUAUAGUGAACGUAUCAUCAUUGGUUAUUGGAUCCUCUUUGGUUUAUCUAUUUUGUAUACUCUUAGUUCUAUCUUUGGUAUUGUUGGUGGUCUAGCUAAAAAUCGAGGCAUGACCAAUAUUUUUAAAGUAUUGUAUUGGUUGAUGGCAAUUCUUAUGUUGAUAUUGUCAGUUGGAUUAUGGAUCGCGUCUAUGGUGAAUCGUGAUGAAACCGUGGCUGUGUGUUCCGACAUACUUCAACAUCCUGGUACUUAUAAUGGAGAACUCACCACUUACAAUUAUCCCAAGGCACAAGCGGAUGAAAUUUGUUCCUCUAGUAUGCGAAAUCUUCUUAUUGGUAUGGGUAUAGGUGUGUUUGUUGGCAAUCUGAUUCAGUUAUACUUUGCAUGUGUGAUCAGUGCUUAUGCAACUCGAUUGCGACGAACCAAUCAGCAUGAAAGACUUCGAAAUUUGGAAGACUUCCCUGUGGAACCUGUUGGCAAAGCUCAUUACUAGUUGUAUUACUUUUUUUUCUUUCUUUUUUGUAGUUAUUUCAACCCCAUCCCAAUCCUUGUAACAUAGCAUUCCUUUCUUUAUACAUUUUUUUCCUAUAUAUUAUAUAUAUAUUCCAAUCUCCCUUAUAUCAUUUGUGUUCAUUAUCAUACCUCUCAAAUCAUUCGUGUAUCUCUCUUUUAUAUAUAUAUACAUAUAUAUCCUAUUUCAAAACCAGAAAAAAUGAAAUAAAUAAAUAAAUCAUUAUUACAAUUUGAACGCUUUA
Halteromyces radiatus is the source of this 918-nucleotide messenger RNA. RefSeq lists its product as uncharacterized. Lineage: Eukaryota; Fungi; Mucoromycota; Mucoromycetes; Mucorales; Cunninghamellaceae. The record is from RefSeq and is a predicted model, not a curated record. Bases 30 to 656 code for a protein of 208 amino acids. The transcript is spliced from 6 exons.